Messenger RNA from Magallana angulata, 793 nucleotides. Its product is annotated as glutathione S-transferase 2-like. Gene Ontology annotation, biological process: glutathione metabolic process. The transcript is spliced from 4 exons. NCBI's taxonomy places the organism in Eukaryota, Metazoa, Mollusca, Bivalvia, Ostreida, Ostreidae. Bases 44 to 652 code for a protein of 202 amino acids. Gene Ontology annotation, molecular function: glutathione transferase activity. The record is from RefSeq and is a predicted model, not a curated record.
CAAAAAUAAUUAUCAGUUAUUUAGAGAGAAGAAGACGCUCGAGAUGGGAAAAUUCAAACUCCUUUACUUUGCUAGUAAAGGCCGCGGUCAGCCGAUUCGUUUAUUGCUGCAUAUUGCUGGAGUUGAUUUCGAUGAUGUCAAAGUUACUCGCAAAGAAUGGAAGGAUAUCAAAGCAAAUAUGCCCCACCGGAAACUUCCCGUGCUAGAAGUUGAUGGAAAUCUAAUUUCACAAAGUGGUGCCAUUUUGCGUUAUCUAGGCAGAGAAUUUGGUUAUUACGGAAGCAACAACGUGGAAAAGACAAGAAUUGACGUCAUAUCUGGUGCUGUGGACGACAUAAUAUUCCUAAUGGAACGUUUAUUCUACAAUGAAACAGUAGAGGCGGCAAAAGAGAAAUUAAAAAAAGAAAUGGUGUCAUGGCGCCUGGAAGAAUUUCUUGGUAUAAUGGAGGAAACCCUUAAGGAAAAUCACAACGGCGAUACAUUCUUUGUCGGAGAUCAGGUAUCCAUUGCAGAUAUCCAGGUAUAUAAUGUAUUGGAUGUCAUACCUGAAUAUUUCUCUGAUCAUGCGAUCAACAUGCCUCCUAAGUUGACUGCAUUUGUGCAGAGAUUUAAAGAUAUUCAAAAUGUCAAAAACUUCCUGAACAAAACAUAGAUUAAACAACAAUCAUCACGCACAAAGAGAAAAAAGAGCUAAAGAAAAAUGGAUAGAUUUUUGGUGUAAGUGAAUAAGAGAAAACGAGUUUACUAUUAUUAAAAGUACAUGAAGUAGAUGAAAUAAAUCAUCAAUAUUUUU